AAACCCUAGUGGAGCCGCGCGCCGCACGCUCCCUCCCUCCCCGCCGCCGCCGCAAUGCAGGCAGCCGCCGCCGUCCACCGCCCGUGCCUGCUCGGCGCCUCCCCGGGGGGCCGCGCGCGCCGGCGGCCGGCCUCCAGCACCGUGCGCAUGGCGCUGCGGGAGGACGGACCGUCCGUGGCCAUCGUGGGCGCCACGGGCGCCGUCGGCCAGGAGUUCCUGCGGGUCAUCUCCUCCCGCGACUUCCCCUACCGGAGCAUCCGCCUCCUCGCCAGCGAGCGCUCCGCGGGGAAGCGCCUCCCCUUCGAGGACCGGGAGUACACCGUGCAGGACCUCGCGGCGCCGGGGGCGUUCGACGGGGUCGACAUCGCGCUCUUCAGCGCCGGCGGCGGGGUCAGCCGGAAGCACGCGCCCGCGGCUGUUGCCAGCGGCGCCGUCGUCGUGGACAACAGCUCCGCCUUCCGGAUGGACCCCGAGGUGCCGCUCGUGAUCCCGGAGGUCAAUCCCGAGGCGAUGGCGCACGUCCGGCUGGGACAGGGGGCUAUCGUGGCGAACCCGAACUGUUCUACCAUCAUCUGCCUCAUGGCUGCCACACCUCUGCAUCGCUAUGCCAAGGUGGUAAGGAUGGUUGUCAGCACUUACCAAGCAGCAAGUGGUGCUGGGGCUGCGGCCAUGGAAGAACUCAAACUUCAAACUCAAGAGGUCUUGGCUGGGAAGGCACCUACAUGCAACAUUUUCAGUCAGCAGUAUGCUUUUAAUAUAUUUUCACACAAUGCACCAAUUCUUGAAAACGGGUACAAUGAGGAGGAGAUGAAAAUGGUCAAGGAGACAAGAAAAAUCUGGAAUGACAAAGAUGUGAAGGUAACUGCAACCUGCAUACGAGUUCCUGUGAUGCGUGCGCAUGCUGAAAGUGUGAAUCUACAGUUUGAAAAGUCACUUGAUGAGGAUACUGCAAGAGAAAUCUUGAGGGCAGCUGAAGGUGUUACCAUUAUUGAUGACCGUCCUUCCAAUCGCUUCCCCACACCUCUUGAGGUAUCGGAUAAAGAUGAUGUAGCAGUGGGUAGAAUUCGUCAGGACUUGUCGCAAGAUGAUAACAAAGGGUUGGACAUAUUUGUUUGUGGAGAUCAAAUACGUAAAGGUGCUGCACUCAAUGCUGUGCAGAUAGCUGAAAUGCUACUCAAGUGAUUUCCUUUUUGUAUCUCUCCUUGCUCAUCGUUGCUCUAAUCAUUGCUUGAUGGAUGUACUCUGGUUAGUUUAAGGUCAGUUUUGGUCAUCAUCUUUUGUAAUCUAUAUUCCCAGUGAAAUAAUAAACGGUUUUGUGCCAUCUUUUGCACACAUAAGUGUAGAAGAAAUCGGAAGCUGUGAAUUGGGUGUGGCCCUUGUUCA
Messenger RNA from Oryza brachyantha (malo sina), 1383 nucleotides. Its product is annotated as aspartate-semialdehyde dehydrogenase. The record is from RefSeq and is a predicted model, not a curated record. Lineage: Eukaryota; Viridiplantae; Streptophyta; Magnoliopsida; Poales; Poaceae. Gene Ontology annotation, biological process: L-threonine biosynthetic process. The transcript has 8 exons. Bases 55 to 1182 code for a protein of 375 amino acids. Gene Ontology annotation, molecular function: protein dimerization activity; NAD binding; aspartate-semialdehyde dehydrogenase (NADP+) activity.